This is a messenger RNA of Drosophila persimilis, 1649 nucleotides long. Its product is annotated as RNA/RNP complex-1-interacting phosphatase. Gene Ontology annotation, molecular function: protein tyrosine/serine/threonine phosphatase activity; polynucleotide 5'-phosphatase activity. The transcript has 7 exons. Gene Ontology annotation, biological process: protein dephosphorylation. NCBI's taxonomy places the organism in Eukaryota, Metazoa, Arthropoda, Insecta, Diptera, Drosophilidae. The coding region runs from base 39 to 1196 and encodes 385 amino acids. The record is from RefSeq and is a predicted model, not a curated record.
UUAGCUAAAGCUAAUCUGCUGUUUAUACACGUCAUCAAAUGAAACGAGGCGUACCAGAUCGAUGGCUCGAUUACAGUCCCAUCGGAAAGCGUGUUCCCGGCACGCGAUUCAUAGCCUUCAAGGUGCCGCUGAAUCAGAAUCUCAAUGAAAAAGUCGACAAGGAGCUGCGACUGGGGCCCGAAUCGGUGAUGGAGUCGGUGCCCAAUCUGGGCAUGAUCAUCGAUCUGACCAACACAGACCGCUACUACCGGCCGCAGUCGUUCACAGAGAACGAUGUGAGGCACCAGAAGCUGAUGAUACCCGGAAAGGCAACGCCGCCAACGAAAUUGGCCCAAAAAUUCUGUCAAUAUGCUAUGGACUUCCUCGAGUUGAAUGAAGACAAUGAUAAGCUGAUCGGAGUCCACUGUACACACGGCGUGAAUCGCACUGGAUACUUGAUCUGCUACUUCAUGAUAACCAUGCUGAACAAGUCGCCCCUGGAGGCCAUCGCGACCGUUGAUGCGGCACGAGGCCACAAGAUCGAGCGCGAAAACUACCUGAGCUCCUUGCUACGCCUGGGCAACCUGAAAUCGGAUGUGGACGAGCCAAGCCAUGACACAGGCUAUGCGAAUCACUACAACAGGCGGCCGGCCUGGAACGGCAAUGCAGGUGGACGACAGCAGCAGUAUCAGUACCAGAGACCCUAUGACAAUAGCCAAGAUGAUUCGCGUCAGAGUAAUUGGCGCAGCAAUUGGAACAGCAACAACGGCUACCACGAUCUUAGCAGAAGUAGGUAUCUUGUGGAGGAUAGGGAACGCCAUCAGCCAGAGGUCGGCUAUCGGUCGAACGGCAAUGGGUGGCCGCAGCAAGGCCGUCAGCAAUAUCAGGAUAGGAGCAGAGAUCGCGACACGGGCUGGAGACGCCCUCAGCAAGACGAUCGUGCCAAUGGAUGGCCACAGUACCAUGGAAAUUUCCGCCACAACAAUUCGGAAUGGAAAAGCCCAAGAAAUGGAAGUGGCAAUGGAGACGACCCUGAAUGGAACAAGCCGCACUGGAAUGGCUCCAAUCACAGCAACAACUGGCGCCAGAGCCAUUAUCAAUCGCGAAACGAACACAAUUCCGGGGGCCAUGAAACACCGAAUCACCGCACAUAUUACCAACCAUAUAACAAUCGAAAGAGGGACAAUCGAUACACCUACUUUAGCCAAGACAACUGAUUGUUUAAGCCAUCUUCAGGCACCUUCCAUCAACACAUCAGUAAAUCCUAUUGCCAUUCAUACCGUUAACAGACCACAAGACAACCAGACCACCAAAAUAACCAGAACUACAAUUAAAAUUCAUUUACAACAUGGACAGAGGGCAGGCCAGUGCUGAUGGCCGCUGGCCAUGAUGGUAGUUAACAAGCAGUCGGCAGAGAUCGUGUGAAGAUACAAUAAGAGCAGGUAAAAAUUUGCAUUUGGCUGCAAAAAGCGCGUGAAAUUCCUGGAAAUUAGUGACCAGUGGAGCCGUCGGUGCCAGCGGCUCUGCUCCUGUGUCAAGACCGCCCGAACAGUGGGCUAGACCCCACCCCGCCCUACAAAAGGGACCCUGAAAGUGUAUAAGUAUGGAUAAUAUUCGUAAGCAAACGUUAAAUAUAGAAUUAAAUGCAAAGUUGAGAGCACUGUACAGUA